Molecule: messenger RNA, 1599 nt
Organism: Kluyveromyces marxianus DMKU3-1042
Lineage: Eukaryota; Fungi; Ascomycota; Saccharomycetes; Saccharomycetales; Saccharomycetaceae
Gene: DAS1
Product: SCF ubiquitin ligase complex subunit DAS1
Exons: 1
Coding region: 1-1599 (532 amino acids)
Molecular function (GO): protein binding
Source: RefSeq, a predicted model, not a curated record
AUGAAUGGAGUGUUUCCGAUCGAGAGGCUUCCAGAUGAGCUUGUGAAGGAGAUAAUUACGCAUUUACCGCAGAGGGACCGUUUGAACGUGUGUUUGGUGAACAAACGGAUUUCUAAGCUUGCGCUGAACGUUUUAUAUCGGAGGAUUUAUUUAAACGACUCGAACGUGGUCGAGAGCGAUGCGUUCAAUCUUGCGAUCAACUGGACGUAUUUGUACAUUCCAUCGAACGAGGCUGAAUGCUGGUCGCGUGGGGUUGCUAACUCUAAGCUAGACUUGUUGAUAAGGACGCUUUCGAGCAACCAGGACUUGUUGAACUCUGUACAGUGGAUAAGGAUUAAUUGGGACUUGGAUAAGGAGAAGCAGGCGGAGGUUUUGAGGCUAUUGUGUAGUUAUUCUCGGUCUCUCGUGCGAUUGGAAAAUGUUACUGAUCCGGAUUGUAACGAUAUUAUCGCAAAUGGGAUCCAGUCGUCGAGGAACGUGACGAGUUUGGACACUGCGCCUCCAAAUUCGAUGCCCGAACGCGAGGUACCCAGGUCCUACUUGCCCAGCUUGGCGAAAUAUUUAAAGCAGCGCAUAUCUACGAACUUGUCGCACAUGACGCUUUUCAUGGAUCCGAUUCAGUUGUUCAAUAACGUGUAUCCGUUGGAAUUCAAGCUUCAGAUUUACGACUUGAAGCUUCACUGGCGGACGGAAUACUAUCCUCCGGACCAGUUGAAAACUGUACGUAGAGAGCCCUUGUUGACUAAGUUGUCGGACAUAUUUGACGUGAGGACGUUGCACGUCUUGACAAUCAUCUCGUGGAACGAGUCUUUGAACAAGCGUGAAUUGGAGAUCUUGGUUGAGUUUUACGAGUUUGUGGAAAUUAGGGACUUGUCGUUGAUUUCGAUGAGACAGAACCCUGCCGUACUCAUCGAGCUAUUCAAGCGCUUAAAGAACCUGAAGAGAUUGAAGACGGACUUCUUGCAUGAUUUCACUCCUCACCCUGUUUCAACAGACGUUUUCCUGGCUAUCUUGUUGAACUGUAGGGAUUUGCAAUUCCUAGAUAUAAGAUUCGAAAAUAUCGACCAGCAAAUCAUCUCUAUCGAGGAAUCUAGGUUCAAGUUUAUCCAGAAUUGCCAUUGCGACCAAUGCAACCAUGUGUUCCAAGAUAUAUUGUACGGCAAAUUCUUCAAUUCUAGCAAAGAUAUGGUUAUUAGAGACUUGAGCGAUUUAAUCGCAAAGGAUAUUUUUACCAUGAUGAAAUACUUGUCUCUUUUACCUUACUCGAAAGCAUUUGACACAUACCCCUCUGUGCGUACUCAGCCAAUGAAUCUCGCAGAUUUUGUUACGAAAAUUAAUGAAUGUAAUAGACAUUACAAAUCAAUGCAUCGGAAUACUACUCCCUUUGAACCCAUCACAGAAUCAGAUGUUAUAGAGUGCUGUCACGCAAUGGUACAUCACAAUAAAAAGACAUAUACUACUAUACUAUCCAAUUUAAAGAAAUUGAGAUACUUAACGCUAAAUGAUAUCCCAUCGAUCAUUCUCAGUGAGGAUGGUACUCGUUUCCCAGUUCCCGUGUUUUUCAACAAUGGAUACCAAACUAACAUGAAGAACUGUUGA